CAGGCCCGGGUGGGGACUCGGGGACGGGCCCUGGGCAGUGCCCGGCCCGGGAGCCGUGGAGGUGGAGCGCGCUGAUGCGGUUUGGUGGGAAGAGGUUUGGUGGGAGAACAGCGGGAGCAGUGCCAGCCUUCAGAACGGGAAGGGAGGGGAACGGGCAGGGGAACGCGUCCGCCCUCCUGACAGGACGUUGGUAAGUGUGCGGCUUUGGAACGCGCUUUCUACGUGAAAACAACGAAGGCUCAGUAGGAUCCAUUGAUGCAACUGGUAAACAUCAGUUGAGCUACUUUGCUCUCAGGUUCUUUUCCAUCAUCUUCCGUUACAUUUUUGGUCAGUUCCAGCCUCUCUGCAGACCAGGAGCUUGAGGGUGGCCUCCCUGAUUCUCCUCAGACUUGCCUGUUGUCCUGGAAACCCAUAGGCUGCUGGCCCCUUCGGUCCAUUAAGGUUGGUCAUCUCCUCUGGAGAGAUUCCGAACGAUGUCCUACGUUUUUGUAAAUGACUCCUCCCAGACAAAUGUGCCACUGCUGCAGGCUUGUAUUGAUGGAGACUUUAACUAUUCCAAACGACUGCUAGAGAGCGGUUUCGACCCAAAUAUUCGUGACAGCCGAGGCCGAACUGGCCUUCACCUUGCUGCAGCCAGAGGAAAUGUAGACAUCUGUCAGCUCUUGCACAAAUUUGGUGCUGACCUACUAGCCACUGAUUACCAAGGUAACACAGCUCUUCACCUGUGUGGGCAUGUCGAUACCAUCCAGUUCCUAGUUUCUAAUGGACUUAAAAUUGAUAUUUGCAACCAUCAAGGUGCAACACCACUUGUUCUUGCCAAACGAAGGGGUGUGAAUAAAGAUGUGAUUAGACUGCUGGAAUCCCUAGAGGAACAAGAGGUGAAAGGAUUUAACAGAGGAGCUCAUUCAAAGCUGGAAACAAUGCAGACUGCUGAAAGUGAAAGUGCAAUGGAAAGCCAUUCCCUCCUUAAUCCAAACCUGCAGCAAGGUGAAGGAGUUCUUUCCAGUUUCCGCACAACAUGGCAAGAGUUUGUGGAAGACCUGGGCUUCUGGAGAGUGCUUCUCCUCAUCAUUGUCAUUGCUCUUCUGUCGCUUGGAAUAGCCUACUAUGUUAGUGGGGUGCUUCCUUUUGUAGAGAACCAGCCUGAACUGGUGCACUGAAGCAAAUGCAAAAAAGUGCACUGUGCUUUCCCCCGUUCUAAUCUUAUUUUGAGCUUCUUGGAAUUAUUCUUCUGGUGCAGACAGUGGCAGCUGUAUAUACUGUUUGCCUUUUGUACUUACUAUUAACCCCUUUGAAAUAGGGAUUAAUUAAUUUGAAAUAAAACACUAAAUUCUAAAGCAUUCCUAAGCUACCUCUGACUUACUUUGAUUUGCAAGCAAGAUGUGAAGAUAACCCUCUCUGAUAAAAUAUUAUAUUUAGAAAAGGCCUUUCAUAAUGAAUGUUAAAUUCCUGGGUAUCAAAAAUAUAUCCUAGUACAGAACAAAAUUUGUUCUAUUUUCCCUAUAAAGAGAGGUAAAUCUAUUGUCAGAUUUUUUUUUGUAUGUGCUUCAGUUGAAGCACAUAGAAAGAAGAUACUCUUAGGAGAAAUUUUUCUUAGAAGAGAAAUACUCUUUUAAAGGUCCUCCUCAAGAAAUCUCAAUAAUGUAAUAACACAUUCUGAUAUAUUGAUAAUAAUAAGCUGCAACUCCAUAGUUAUUUUAAUGCCUCUCCAUAGUUUUGUAUCUGCUAGUUUAUAAAAAGAAUGAGAAAUAGUUCAAGUUUUACUAUGUCUUUAAUGUAUAGACUGCUCCUUUAUUUAUUAGAUCAAUGUAGUGCAUCUUCCCCAGAUGAAUUUAAUGUUGUUAAUACCUGCCUGAAAUAAUUCUGUGGAACAAAGAUGUUUGUUGUGCUUUGGAAGUAAAGUUGUUUCAGCCGUGGGCUCAAAAUUUUGCGGUUUUGUUAAAAUGUUACUAAGCAAACCUUUCUUUCUAAGGGUGAUUAAAAAGUAAUUUGGGUGUUCUGCUGUGUUUGUAAUAAUUCUGUAAGGUCAUUGUGAAGUAUGUCGUGAAAGAUAACUUUUUCUUCCUCCUACAAGGACCAGGCUGAACUGUAUCACUUUGUUGUUUUCAUGUUUGUGGAGAGAACUUGAUUGAAUAGAAUUCCUUUCUGGAAUUGUUUUCCAUUUCAGUUGUUUUCAGACAGCACUUACAGGCUUAUGAAUUAUUUUCUGAGUAUGCAGAAUAAAAGUAUUUAAAAUAUUAAUAUUUAAGAACACUAUAUGAAAUGAAAUCUUGACCCAUUCUGUACUUUGCUGUGAAAUCCUUUGUUGUAAAUAACCUAGGGAUAUGAAUCUUCUAUGACUCCUAAAUUGUUGCUGAAUAACAUCAAACAUUUCUUAUACAGUUGAUAAGUAUUGAUAGAAGUAACCUACAUUUUUCUGUUCUGGUACCAUCUAUAUUUUUCUUUCUGGUUUAUUUGUUUGAGUUAAGAGGGUUGUUGUCUUUGUUUUGAUGUGUGACAUGGGUUUCACUGAGCUGGGCCCCAUUCUAAAUUGCAUCUGAAUGAAUCUUAGUCUGAAUUCUUAAGUUAGAGUUUAAUGAAACGAUACUUUUUUAUUUAAAACCAAAUGAGAGCAUACUUCUCUUCUGAAUAUUUCAGUUAUUGUACCAUUGUUCAGCAACAGAUAAAUAUAAAAUUGUAUACCUGAAUUACAUUUACUUGUCUAAAUAACUACAUUUCUGUAAAUAAUACUCUGUAUCUUGAAUAAUCAUGUUGUCUUUCAGUAUGUAUUAUCUGCAUAAUUUGUAAUUGUAUUCUCAGUAUGGGUGAAUGCCACAAAUAAAUAUAUGUAGGAAA
This is a messenger RNA of Lepidothrix coronata (blue-crowned manakin), 2835 nucleotides long. It is a transcript of the gene ANKRD46, whose product is annotated as ankyrin repeat domain 46. Gene Ontology annotation, molecular function: protein binding. The transcript has 5 exons. The record is from RefSeq and is a predicted model, not a curated record. Lineage: Eukaryota; Metazoa; Chordata; Aves; Passeriformes; Pipridae. The coding region runs from base 474 to 1160 and encodes 228 amino acids.